This is a messenger RNA of Thermochaetoides thermophila DSM 1495, 1530 nucleotides long. Its product is annotated as acyltransferase-like protein. Lineage: Eukaryota; Fungi; Ascomycota; Sordariomycetes; Sordariales; Chaetomiaceae. The coding region runs from base 1 to 1530 and encodes 509 amino acids. Gene Ontology annotation, molecular function: protein binding. The transcript is spliced from 3 exons. The record is from RefSeq and is a predicted model, not a curated record.
AUGUCGACCGAGUCUCGUCCAGCCCAGCCCAAGUCCAUCCUGCGCGGCCAUAAGGCCCAGGUGCACGCUGCCGCCUUUGUAUUUGCCAACGAGCGCCUCGUGACUGGCGACGCAGAUGGCUUUGUCAUCUCGUGGGACCUCACAAUCAUGCGCCCCAGAGCGGUCUGGCGAGCCCAUACGAACUCCAUCUUGGGCAUCUCUGACUGGGGUCGCGACCGCCUGAUCACACACGGAAGAGACAACAAGUUGAUUGUCUGGAAACUGGGUGUCGAGGACGAGAGCCGCUUGAGCACCAGUCCUCCCUUGGACCCUGUCUCGAGAACCCGACCUCAGCCAGAGAUGCUGCAUCUGCUUGAGGUCAACACUAUGAACUUUUGUUCCUUCUCCCAUUGCCCCGAAGUUCCGGCUUCAGGCACAUCAUCCGGGGAUAUCCUAGUUGCCGUGCCCAACACUUUGGCAUCCGAAGCUAUUGACAUCUACCAUCUCCCAUCUCAAAACCGGAAAUACACAUUAAAGCUAGGGGAGAAGAACGGCAUGGUCAUGGCCCUAUCACUGCUCUGGUUGGGACAGACUUUGACACUUGUCGCAGGCUACGAGAAUGGGCUAGCUCUCGUUGCUCAGCUCGACGACCAGGGUAACUGGCUUGUCAUCUAUCAGGCAAAGCCUCAUACCCAACCAAUCCUCUCUCUAGAUGUUUCCCCAAGCAGAGACUACUUCAUUACAUCAAGCGCUGACGCCAUCAUUGCCAAGCAUUCCCUUUCUGUCGGCUCUCAACAACCGGGAAAGCAACCAGUACCACCUCGAGCAGAGCCAACCCAGGAAAUACCAAUCCCCCAAAAGCCAGCGCUGCGCAAUGAUGACAGCAACCGACCCCCCGAAACAAAACCCCCUACCAAACCCGCCCAUAAUGACACCAACAAACCCAAAUCCCUCCUCUCUGCAGCCCUCGCAAACGAGCCACGCUCCCCUCCAGUCUCUCAACUAACCCCCAGCAGCAUCUCUCCCUCCUUUUCAACCCCCUCCCCCCUAAACAACAACACCCCCAUUAAACAAAUAAACACAAAGCACGCAGGCCAACAAAGCCUGCGCAUCCGCUCCGACGGUCGAAUCUUCGCCACAGCUGGAUGGGACUCCCGCAUCCGGGUGUACAGCACGCGGACACUGCGGGAGGUCGCCGUCCUGAAGUGGCAUGGGCUGGGGUGCUACGCCGUUACAUUUGCCGCUGUUGGUACUGAUGCUAAUGCUAAUAGUAGUGAUGGCGACAGCGCUGAGUGUGCUCGCAAGUCUUCUGUGUCAGAAAGUGGUCCGGAAGAAGAGGUGAUAAAAGGUGACAAAAUAUCCAAACAUAAGGAGCCUAGGAGCCAGCAAGAUCUGGACGAGUGUGGUGUGGAUAGGAGCAACAGUGUCGCUGUGGUGCCAAAGCUGGUUGAGGUGACAGUGAGGGAGAAGCGCGUUCAUCAAGCAAUGGCGGCACACUGGAUAGCCGCGGGGAGUAAGGACGGAAAGAUCAGUCUGUGGGAUGUAUUCUAA